This is a messenger RNA of Talaromyces atroroseus, 1938 nucleotides long. RefSeq lists its product as hypothetical. The transcript has 2 exons. Lineage: Eukaryota; Fungi; Ascomycota; Eurotiomycetes; Eurotiales; Trichocomaceae. The record is from RefSeq and is a predicted model, not a curated record. Bases 1 to 1938 code for a protein of 645 amino acids.
AUGUCGACAACACCCAAGAAAUCAGCAGGCGUCAACGGGACAACAGGGCCUAACAACAGGGCCACACCAGACAGAACUGCAGCGGCCAAGUCUUCGAAUGGCCUCCAACGAACCCCCUCUGGCCGCGGUUCUCCCGUCUCCGCUCGUGCUGCAGCCCGCAAGCCUGGACGGUCAAACCUAAGUGUCUCCAAUGUUCCCAAGAUAUCCAGCACAGGGACCUUUGACGACGAUGCGCGAGCCCAGAAUGCGGCUCUGAUCGACGAGCUGAAGGAGCAGCUACAAAAGGCCGAGACGGCGUCGGAACAAUAUCAGAAACAACUUGGGGUUCUGCAGUCGCGCCUAGAUGAUGCUAUUGCGGAACAGCAAAAGCUUGAGGACCUAGCGCACGAAAAGGAUAGCAGUAUCGAGGCUCUGAAUGCCGAAAUCCGCGACCAUGCCCGUCAACUUCGCGACAUGGAGCAAGCGCACGAGCAAGACCGGAAUGCCAUGUCGCGAGAUAAGGAGCAGCAGGCAAAUAGGGAGGAGGAAUUGCAGGCAACCAUUCAACGUUUGAAGGAGUCUCUUGCUCAGAAGGAUAUUCGCGGGAAUUCCGACGGCGACAAGAAUAUUUCGAGAUCCUCGAGUUUUCGGAAUCGAUCGUCGCCCGAUGUUGAUAGUGGACAGUUCGCACCGUCGUCCCAGAUUGAGCGCAGCCCUUCGAGAAACAAUGCCAAGCUUCUGUUGCAGAAAGAUAAAUUGAUCGAGUCCCUGAGGCUGGAGCUUGCAGAAUCCCAAAUCAAACUCGUCGAAAUGGAAAACCAGGGCGGGGGUCGGCAGCAUGAACUUGAGCGAGAGCUCUUGGAGGCAAGAAUGGCCAAUGCGCGUCUGAUGGAAGACAAUGAAAGCUAUCAACUGCUGCUCAGUGAGAAGACACUCAAUGGCGAUUUUACCAAGGGUGAUUUCUUACAAGAGGCUCCUGCAGGAAUGCCUCAAAGCAUGAGCGGAUCUCUCGCGGACGAACUCGAGUCUGUUGGCGAGGGUAACAGUAACAAUGCGGAAUUCCGCCGGCUCGAGGCUGAAGUGAAGACUCUCAAGGAUCAGAACAAGGCCCUCACUCUCUAUAUCGAACGGAUUAUUGGCCGUUUGCUGCAGCACGAAGGGUUUGAGAAGAUUUUGGACAAGAAUGACGGUCCACUGCCAGAUCCAGGUGCUUCAUCAUCCAAGACAGACAAGGAGCUGCCGCCGCCGCCGCCUGAGAAAGACGAGCCCUCUCUACUGCAACGCGCACGAUCUGUUAUAAUGCCUGCCCAGGGGCCCCGUCCCCAGCCGAGGUCGCGACCCGUGAGCGUGAUGCCGCCACCGACAUCCGUUCCAACAGCUCAUGAAAACCCGCAGACUGCGCCUAGCAUCCCUCUAGGACGCUCCCAAUCCGUCCGUGCGGGCCACCGCAGAACCCGUUCUGAUCAAGUAGGCGAUCCCUUGGCAGCGGCGGUUGUUGGACAAAUGUACCGCGGUCUUUCGGGGACCCGAAGCCCAUCGGGCGGGCCUUUGAGCCCGACCACCAUCGGACCAGGCUCGCGACAGAGCGGGUUCUUUGGGCCUGGCUACAUCGCUGGCGGAAGCCAGAGCCAGCGGGCCCCAUCUCAAGGUAGUCAACCUGACCGCAAGCGGCUCAGCAGCUCCGACAGCCUCUCCAGCGAUGCCAACGCGGAGGUGAGCUCUCUGGGAGCGACAUCUACACCGCCCAGUCGAUCUAGCAGCAGUAUGAACAACUAUACUGGCGCAGUGAUGACGCAGAAUCGAUUGCGGCCUCUGCGACUCGUUCGGGAGAACCAAGAGCUGGAGAAGCCCUCUGAAGAUGACGAGGCUGGUAAUAAGCGAGCCAACAGAGCCAGUUGGAUGGGCUGGUUCAAUCGUCCAACUUCCAACCCUGCUCAGGAGGAAACCCCCAAACAGUGA